Molecule: messenger RNA, 3165 nt
Organism: Raphanus sativus (radish)
Lineage: Eukaryota; Viridiplantae; Streptophyta; Magnoliopsida; Brassicales; Brassicaceae
Exons: 1
Coding region: 1-3165 (1054 amino acids)
Molecular function (GO): nucleic acid binding; RNA-DNA hybrid ribonuclease activity
Source: RefSeq, a predicted model, not a curated record
AUGAAUCGUAUGCGAGACCUGAAAGUGGAGAUAGAAGGUGCUUACAAGGAGGAAGAAACCUAUUGGAAGGAAAUAUGUAAGAACACUUGGCUCAAAGAAGGAGAUAGGAACACAAAGGUGUUUCAUGGAUGGGCUCAAACGAGAAAGAUGAAGAACAGAAUAUCUUCGCUCAUGGAUCACAAUGGGGUUGAACACUUCCCUGAAGAUGAAAAAGGAGAAAUCGCGGUGAAGUACUUUGAGGAUCUCUUUCACUCUGCCUCACCUGCUGACGCUUCAGAGCUGCUUGAAGAUUUUGUCCCUAUAGUCACUGAAAGGAUGAAUCAGCUUCUCACAGCUCCAGUCUCUGAUAAUGAAAUUAAGAAAGCAGUGAAGGCUGUCAAGAGUGAUAGUGCGCCAGGAGCCGAUGGGAUGACAGGGAAGUUCUUCCAGAGCUAUUGGAACAUUACUGGAGCUCAGAUUACAAAAGAGGUGAAGGAUUUCUUUGCUGGAGGAGAAUUGCCACAAGACUGGAACUUCACUCAGCUCUGCUUGUUACCUAAGAAACCGAAUCCAACACUGAUCACGGACUUGAGACCGAUAAGCUUAUGUUCUGUCGUAUACAAGAUUAUCUCCAAUGUCUUGUGUGCUAGGUUGAAGAGAAUACUGCCUCAGAUAGUCUCUCCCACCCAAGGUGCUUUCGUUUCGGGUAGACUGAUAUCCGACAAUCUGUUGAUCGCGCAUGAAAUGAUCCAUGGCUUGAAAACGAAUCCUAACUGCAAGGAGGAGUACAUAGCGAUAAAAAUAGAUAUGUCAAAGGCAUAUGAUAGAGUUGAGUGGGAUUUUCUAAAGCUUCUGUUUGAGAAAAUGGGCUUCACGAGAACAUGGAUUGAUUGGGUGAUGAAGUGUGUGCGCUCUGUCUCUUAUACGGUUCUACUUAAUGGGCAAACUCAUGGACACAUUCAGCCUCAACGCGGCAUUCGUCAGGGCGACCCACUGUCUCCGUUUAUAUUUAUACUUUGCGCAGAGGCCCUAGUACACGUGAUGAACCGAGCUGAGCAAAGAGGAGCUAUACAUGGCAUGAAACUAACUCGCAAAUGCCCUUCAGUUCAACAUCUUUUAUUUGCUGAUGAUAGUUUCUUCUUAUGCAAAGCCAACCUUCCGGAAGUACAAGAGUUUUUGCGAUGCUUGAAGUUGUAUGGAGACUCCUCGGGUCAAUUCAUCAACUUCCAGAAAUCGGCAAUAAUGUUUGGCGCGAAUGUUGAUCCGAUCAUGAAAAGACUGAUUGCUGAGAUAAGCGGUAUCGACAAGGAGGGUGGUGAUGGGAAAUACUUAGGCCUCCCAGAGUGUUUUAGUGGAUCCAAGCAACAAUUACUUGCUUUCAUUGGAGAGAAACCGAGCAAGCGCCUAAAGGGAUGGUUUGCUAAGAAGGUGUCUAUGAGCGGGAAGGAGGUCCUCUUAAAAUCAAUUGCCAUGGCACUACCUGUCUACGCGAUGUCAUGUUUUCGACUAACCAAACACCACUGUCAAAAGAUCAUGAGUGCCAUGGCAAGCUUCUGGUGGAAUGCUUGUGAAGAUAAAAACAAGAUCCAUUGGCUAUCCUGGGAUAAACUUUGCAUGUCAAAAGAUAAUGGAGGUUUAGGCUUCCGAGACAUAGAAGAUUUCAACCAGGCUUUAUUAGCCAAACAAGCAUGGAGAUUGAUGAAUGAGCCUAACAGCCUCCUAGCGCAAAUCUACAAAGGGAGAUACUAUGCUUCGAAAGACUUCCUGGAUUGUAGUAAAGGUUUCAGACCAUCUUAUGCUUGGAGAAGCAUCACUUUUGGGAAGGAGUUGCUCAAGAAAGGCCUAUACAGAUCGGUAGGUACUGGAGAGAAUACCUUUAUCUGGACUGAUAACUGGAUCAUGGACUCCACACCACGACUACCAGUGAAUAAAGAGAGAGAUAUUGAGGUCAACAGGAAGGUUUCAUCUCUGCUGAACGUCAAUGGACAAUGGGAUCAGGAGAUACUACAGCGUUUAUUCCCUCCCAAUGAAGUCAGUCGAAUACUGAAAAUUUCUCCAGGGAAUGUUGAGGACAGAGACAUAUGGGCGUUUACAGAUCAGGGAGCCUACACGGUUAAAAGCGGCUACUGGUUUGCAGCAAACGUUGUUAAGAAUCCCACAAUGCAAAGAUCGCAACAAGCCCAGGAAGUUAUAGACCUGAAGAAGAAGAUAUGGAAGGUUAAAACUCUUCCGAAGAUUCGAAUGUUUCUAUGGAGGGCAGUCUCUGGGGCACUUGCUGUUGCAGAGAGACUCAAUACCCGUGGCAUGCAAGUAAACGAGACCUGCAAGCUCUGUAAUGCUGAUACAGAGUCUAUCAAUCAUGUACUCUUCCAAUGUCAACCAGCUAAGGACUUACUGCAGGUGACGAAUUUCCCAGCCGACACGCAACCUCCUAGAAGCUUACUGGAGAACGUCAAGAUUGCGAUCAAAUUGACAGCAGAGGCAAACAUUGGCACUGAGAAGAACAGAGCGAUCCCUUGGUUACUUUGGUCCAUCUGGAAAAACCGCAAUGCGAUUCUAUAUGCAGGGGUGCAGGAGUCCAUUACUGUCAUAAUCAAUCAAGCUCUUACUGAAGAGGCAGCUUGGACAGCCAUCAACUUUCCAACACCACCAAUCAUUGUGGUACCGGACAGACUAGUGAUUACGGACUCUUGGCAGAGGCCACAGCAAGGAGUCAUCAAGUGUAACAUUCACGCUAACUGGAGGAGCGCAGCAUUUUUGAUAGGGGUUUCUUGGAUCUCAAGAGAUCAUCAGGGCAAUGUUCUGCAUCACGCGAGAGAUGCCCUCACAAGUUCCCCGAACAGGAUCGAAGCCGAACUUCGAUGUACAAUAUGGGCGAUGCAAAGUUUAAAAGACUUAGGCUUUCCUCACAUUAUCAUUGGCUUGGACUUGUUAUCUGCGUUUCAAGCCAUUGUCAAUGUUGUGAACUGGCCACGCUUUCGUCAUCUUCUCAGAAGCAUUGACAAGCUCCGAGAAAGCUUCCAAUCGGUGGAGUUCGAACAUGAAUCUCAGUCCACAAAUAUCAUAGCACGCGAUAUCGCCCGAAGUGUUCUGCGAGAUGGCAGGUUCAGGUCUUACAUGGCUUUGGGAGGACCAGCAUGGCUCCACGAUCGAAUACAGAGAGAGGCUGCAAACGUCAAUCUUUAA